This is a messenger RNA of Ogataea polymorpha, 756 nucleotides long. RefSeq lists its product as uncharacterized. The coding region runs from base 320 to 532 and encodes 70 amino acids. The record is from RefSeq and is a predicted model, not a curated record. Gene Ontology annotation, biological process: vesicle-mediated transport. Gene Ontology annotation, cellular component: TRAPP complex. The transcript has a single exon. Lineage: Eukaryota; Fungi; Ascomycota; Pichiomycetes; Pichiales; Pichiaceae.
CUCUUUGCCAAGCUCCUCUCAGUCUACACAAAACUCAUCUAUAUCAUCGGGAAGGGGACAAAGAUUGCUAUCUUCUACAUUAAAUAGUCAAAAGGCCCAGGAUCUCAUACAAAAGGGUACUGUCAAUACUCAGAAUAACAAUAACACAUCGAAACUCCUUUUCGGUACACUUUUUUCCUUAAGAAAAAUAGCUGUUUCAUUGUGUACACCACAGGCGGAGACACCACAGGAGGAAGAAUUCAAUGCAUCUAACCUUAAUAGUUUCAACUCCCUACAAUCAUUCCAUACCCUAAAUUACAAGUGCCAUUACUAUGAGACCAUGAACGGGCUGAGGUUUGUUGUCGUGACUCAUCCCGCGGCCCGUAACCUUCAAUCAUCUUUGGUUGAGAUAUACCAUUCUAUAUAUUUGCCAGCAAUUGUCAGAAAUCCAUUGAUGCCCGUUGAAUAUCGAGAGGAUGAGGUUAUUUCCAAUGAACGCUUUAUCCGUGCAAUUGAUGAAUACUGGACGUCACUUGAAGAAACUUUGACGUGAAGCUAUACGAAUCAUCAAGAAAUGAUGUUUGCAUUACGUUUGUAACGAACUGCAGGUGCUGCAUGCUCUAUUUUCAGUGGUGCGUAUCUUUGCAUUAUCUCUGUGAAGUAGAGGCUGCUCGAGCUAGUUGGAAUACUUCAUAGAUGCAAAAGUUUGCGCAACCUGCAAAUCGAGCCCGACUGAAAUUUCUAGGUUUGUAAAAUUGCUAAAACUCUUAAAUUAAU